Molecule: messenger RNA, 2606 nt
Organism: Microcebus murinus (gray mouse lemur)
Lineage: Eukaryota; Metazoa; Chordata; Mammalia; Primates; Cheirogaleidae
Gene: PRNP
Product: prion protein (Kanno blood group)
Biological process (GO): protein homooligomerization
Cellular component (GO): membrane
Source: RefSeq, a predicted model, not a curated record
CAGUCGCUGACAGCCGCGGCGCGGCGAGCUGCUUCUCCCCGGCUCCCGACCGAGCCGGACUCCUGAAUAUAUGUCAAAACUGAACAAUUUCAGCCACACUGAAGCGUUCUGUCUUCCUGGAGACACAAAUCCAGUUUAACUGAGCCACAACAGAUUAUCAGUCAUCAUGGUGAGCCUUGGCUCCUGGAUGCUGGUUCUCUUUGUGGCCACAUGGAGUGACGUGGGCCUCUGCAAGAAGCGACCGAAGCCGGGAGGCUGGAACACUGGGGGGAGCCGAUACCCGGGGCAGGGCAGCCCUGGAGGCAACCGCUACCCACCGCAGGGUGGCGGCGGCUGGGGGCAGCCUCAUGGCGGUGGCUGGGGACAGCCCCAUGGGGGUGGCUGGGGACAACCCCACGGGGGCGGCUGGGGACAGCCUCAUGGUGGCGGUGGUUGGGGUCAAGGAGGUGGCUCCCACGGUCAGUGGAACAAGCCCAGUAAGCCAAAAACCAACAUGAAGCACAUGGCAGGCGCUGCGGCGGCGGGGGCAGUGGUGGGGGGCCUUGGCGGCUACAUGCUGGGGAGCGCCAUGAGCAGGCCCCUCAUGCAUUUUGGCAAUGACUAUGAGGACCGUUACUAUCGUGAAAACAUGAACCGUUACCCCAACCAAGUGUACUACAAACCGGUGGAUCAGUACAGCAACCAGAACAACUUCGUGCACGACUGCGUCAAUAUCACCAUCAAGCAGCACACGGUCACCACCACCACCAAAGGGGAGAACUUCACCGAGACCGACGUCAAGAUGAUGGAGCGCGUGGUGGAGCAGAUGUGUGUCACCCAGUACCAGAAGGAGUACCAGGCUGCCUACCAGAGAGGCUCGAGCAUGGUCCUGUUUUCGUCCCCACCCGUGAUCCUCCUCAUCUCUUUCCUCAUCUUCCUGAUUGUGGGAUGAGGAACGUCUUCCUGUCUUCACCAUCUUCUUCAUCUUUUUCCAGGUUGGGGGAAGGGGUAUCCACCUGCAGCCCUUUUAGUGGAGGUGUCUCAUUCUUGCUUCUUUGUCCCCCUUAGGCUAAUAAAUCCCCUUGGCACUGAUGGGCACUGGGAAAUGUCAAGUAGACCCAGGAUGCUCUUUAUUUAAACUCCUUUUGAGUGAGUCCUUCAUGGGCCAAUGCUAAUCUGGGCCAGUAAGCAUAAGAGCAAAUCACCACGGGUUCAUCUAGACUUAUUUUUGAUCUGGUGCUAUUGCACCAGGUUGGAGCUAAAAUGAAUCUCAAAUCAGUCCUCAAAUACUGUUGCCUGAAAACCUCUGGCUCUUUCAGCAACUAGAGCUCAAUACACGGAUGCCCCAUCUUAGCGGUGAUUUCAUAGCAAUUUGGAGAAAUUUUCUCAUCCAUUUUCAGAAAACCCGACAGCAUUUCUGCCAAAUUUGGAAAGAGGUUGCAUGAUACUCAUUUAAGAAAAAACAAAACUAGAACUCCUUAACUCUCGAGCCGCAGGCUCAGCCCGCUGGAGCACAUGCUCUGUGUCUGCAGAGAACUGUGACCUCUUGCAGUACGGGCUACACAGGAGCUGUUGCAUCAGGAGUAAGUGUCGGUGCAAGUCUAGAUCUCUGGCCAGAGGACAUAUUCACAGGGAAUGAAUAACAUGACACAUAUGAAAUAAAUAGCUGCAACAGACAUGAAAGGCUUCUGGGACCGAAAAAUCCAGCAUUUGGGAAUGGUGCCCUUUGAGGCAACCUCUCAUCCUGGAUGUUGAAAGUACCUCCAUGUGGCAUUCCUUUCUUUGGUAGCGUAAACUAUAGAUAAUUAAGGCAGCAGAAAAUUAGAUUACCUUCUAGACAAAUCUCCUUUGUUCAUUUCCUGGAAGCCAGAAUGAUUUAAAUGUUGUGUGAGUGAAACCAGGAGAUUUUAACAUAGAGGAAAGCUGCAGUUGUAAAAUCACAGUCAUCAUAGAGGAUUGUGUGAUGAAGGAAGUGGCUGGUGUACAGGGAAAAGAAGUACUUGCAUUUCUGCGUUUCUGUCUCAUAAUUGUCAAAAACCAGAAUUAAGUCGAGUCCUUAGUCUCUGUAAUUGGCUUUUGAAUCAAAGAAUAGGGAGACAAUCUGAAACAUAUCUUGGAUUGGAAUGACAGGAGCAUGAUGCAUUCAAAGUAGAAAAAGAAAUUCUGUUCAUGUUAUUUAAGUAAGGUAAAAUGAUUCCCUGAAUUGUUCAAUACCGUCACCUAGCAGAUAUAUAUUACUGUUCUGCAAUGUUAUUGGCUUGCACUGUGCGGGUAUUCUAUGUAAAAAAUAUAUAUAUUAAAUAUAUAAAAUAUAUAUUGCACAUGAGAAACUUAGGAGUUUUGUUUAGAACAGUUAACAUCUGAAAAAUCUAAUGCAUUAACUGUUUUUGUCAGGUACUAAAUACUUACUAUGUGGGAAACCCUUUUGUGUGGUCCGUAGGCUUACAAUGUGCACUGAAUAGUUUUAUAUAAGAAUCCAAAGUGGGCACCAUUAACUGGUCUUUGAAAUAUGCAUGGACUUUAUAUUUUCUAUAUUUGUAACUUUGCAUGUCCUUGUUUUGUUGUAUAAAAGAUUUAUAAAUGUUUAAUAUCUGACUGAAAUUAAACAGGAGCUAAGAUGAGCACCA